Molecule: messenger RNA, 19597 nt
Organism: Porites lobata
Lineage: Eukaryota; Metazoa; Cnidaria; Anthozoa; Scleractinia; Poritidae
Source: the annotation of a GenBank genome assembly
AUGGAUUCUGUUUAUGUCAUCGCUAAUAUUGUUUCUCUUUGUUCCUCUUUAGACAUUGCUACACACAGAGGUAAAGAAUUCAUUCUUAGCUUUAUCGCUCAGCAUCCCCAGCCAUCAGAUAAAGAUGACCCAGGGAAGAACACACUUUACAUCACGACCCUCGAAAACACCAAAGUCAACGUUCACGUUCCUUCUCUAAUCCAACAAGGGGAUCAGCAGUUCUCUGUGAGCGCUCUGGGCGUUAAAGUGGUCACUUUACCAGGAAAAACACGUUUUGGUGGAUUCACUGGAAAGGACACAAAGGGUAUUCGUAUCACAGCAAAUAAACCGAUAUCCGUUCAUGGAUAUGGAUGGAUUCUCCUCCUAGGGAAGCAGCACGUUGGUGAAGGCUUCCUUGGGUUACCUGUGGAUGUACUCGGAAAGGAAUACAUUGUCCCAACGUACUCUCCUGUAGGAAGCUCUGUUGUGCAGGUUGUAGCUCAAGAAGACAAUACUCAGGUGUCUUUUAUGUUGCGCCUACCGACGGAUGGAAGAGUUCAGUAUGGAGAUAGAUAUUUUUCUAGUGGAGAACUUAUUAACACGACUCUAAAUGAUCUGGAAGUGUUUCAAGUUCAGGGCGAUAGUGAUCUCAGUGGAACAGUGGUAACAUCAUCCAAACCUGUUGCUGUGUUUUCUGGGGAUGACUGUACUAUGGUGCCAGCUAGCACAUUCCCGUGUAAUCACCUUGUAGAGCAAAUCCCUCCGGUAAGCUUUUGGGGUAAGGAGUUUAUUACCAACCCAACACCUAAUAAUUUUGGUGGAGAUGAAUUUCAUAUCAUUGCAUCAAAAAAUAACACAGACGUUAACGUGGAUUGGCAGAGAAAAGGGACCCUUAACAAGGGGGAUAAAUACGAAAUUCGUGUACCUUGGAAUAAGACUUCGCUGAUAACCACGUCUAAUCCGAGUCUUGUUGUGCAAUACACCAGCGGUGCUGGCAGCUCGCCAUCAAUGAGCAUUGUGCCUCCAACACAGUGCUCCUGGAAUGACUACGCAGUUUACGUUCCAGGCGUUGAUGCAUACGUAAAUGUAAUCAUUGACACCGCUUCACGAAGCGGCCUUGGCGUUAAAGGCCCAGUAGCCAGUGGGCCAUUUAAGUGGGAGACUCUUUUAGGGGGACGUUCCCUGGGUUCACUUCAUUUAAACACAACUGGAGUUUAUCUUAUUUAUCAUGAUGACCUUCUUGUCAAUUUUACAUCCGUUAUGUACGGAACUUUUUCCAACGCGAGCUUCUCAUUCCCAGCUGGCUUAAGGUGGGAGUUGCCCAUUGACCAGGGAUGUACAAAUUCCACGAUACAUGGAGGUGAUGGCAUUGACAACGAUUGCGAUGGCAUAACUGAUGAAGAAUUAUUUAAUGGCAAGGACGACGACAACGAUGGUCAAAUUGACGAAGAUCUGGUCACAGCACGACCGAAUGCUACCUUUCCCAAGGAUUACCUUUCACCGCCAUUAUUAUCGUGUGAUUCAUCCUCAAAUGUAGACGAUCCUAAGCAAGCGGGAUUUCCAACUGUGGUCUCUACUUCGGCUCUGUGCUCCAUACGUGGGGAUGCAACAAUCCACCGUGACGACAAAACUGUCAAGUUUGGCCCUUGCUAUCGUGAAAUCGACCGAACAUGGAAGGUCAAAGAUGGUUGCGGUAAUGAGAUCAAGCAUGUACAACAUCUAGCUAUUAGUUCUCCAAAUGAUCCAAAGUUGGCUUUUCCACCGGAUGUAACCCUCUUUUGUAGAGACAAGAAGUACCUGGAUCCUACAUUUACUGGUAAAGUUUUGACCGAAGUUGAUCAAUGUCUUAGAAAUGUCACCAUCUCCCCCCACAAGGAUACGCCCUAUGGCGAAUGUUCCACCGAGGAAGCUAAAAUAGAGCGAGUGUGGACAGUGAUAGACAAAUGUAGCAGUGACAUCGUAAGGACUCAAGUGAUCAAGCUGGUGCCUAAAGGUAGGUGCAAAUUAUACAACAACAACAAUCAAUCUUUAUUAGUGCUCCGGGAAGAAAGGGAAGUAAACUACAUGUUUAAAAUAAGCAAGAUAGAGAGCACAGCCACUUAGAAAUAGCAAAUGCUAGUCGCAUUAAGUAGCUGGCCAUGCGGAGAAAAAUAUUUACAUUUAUACUAAAUAAAGAAAUACACACGUACCCAGACAUUAAAAAAAUACUAAGCAAGGGCUAUACUGUGUACUUAACUGGCUGUAAAUAAAGUACACCAAAGAACCAUCAGUAUUUACAGCCAUACAUUCUUCCAAGAGCGGUUUUUUGAAACAAGAACGACCCUCAGAUUUAAGAUCCUCUGGAACAGAAUUCGAAAGUUUAGCACUGAGACUGCUAUUAAAUUUUCCAUAGUUGGUCCUAGCCUUAGGUAAAGACUUCUUAGAGGCUAGUCUGGUUUCAUAUUGAUUUACUUUUUUUAUUUUUGUUGUUCAACUGAGGCGUUUAAUACAGCCGAACAUAGCCGAAGCUGUAAAGUAGAGAAACUCGUCGUGUGACUUGUUGGGCGGUAUAAUGGCUGCUUACAUAUUGGGAACACUGGAGGGCGUGCCCGCUGGUACAGUGGCGGGUCCAGGGGGGAGGGUCCGGGGAGUCCAGACCCCCUAUCAGACCUGACGCUUGCUUGAUACUGGAAUUGUUACAUCGACAGGAUCGUAUAUCACUUUUAAAGUGGCUGAUUAUUUCAAUGAAAGACGCUUUGAAUUUUGCCACUAAACUAAAUUCCAGGAAUAUUACAAAAAAUUGUUUUGGGGUACCCAACUGGCUAUUGACGUUCACAGAUUGAGAAACACGUGGUCGUCUCUGUGAGAAGUAAUUUGCCACAAAAAAGUCCAACAGUCCCGUUUGAACUAAAGUUUGGCUCCACCACCAAAAAAAAAUCCCUAGACCCCCCCCCCCAGUGAUAUACCAUAAACUGCUGCUUAUAAGCCGCCCCGCUCCCACCCCAUUCUUGGCUAAUCUACCGGGCAACAAAAAAAUACAUCCGAUUAUAAGCCUCCCGGAUGUGGGACCCCCUCUAACUUCUAUUCAGUUUAUGUAUUGAAAUGAAUUCGAUUUAUUAUGACGUUUUGAAGCUCCAUUACUGAAACCAGAAAGUGCAGAACGACCAAGAACGUAUUUUGGUCAGCGCGUAUUUUUGUUUGCGAGGCGCUUUUGAAUUAUUAAAGCUUUAGUAAGAAGAAAAGAGGGAAAGCAAAGGGAAUUUCCCCAAUUUUUUUUUAGAAAGAACGACCUGGUUUUAAAAAAUUUAUAUCGUUCCUGGGCAGACUCCUAAAUCAAUUACGUGCACUGCAUUCGAAAAACAAAUAAUUUUGGCUCCAUAGUUCCAGAUGCAAUAUAAAAAAAUGGAAUUUAGAAUAAUCUCCUGGUAAAUUGAGAUUUAGGUUACUUUAUCAUAUUGAGCACGUUCAUUGUAAUCUGAAGACUAUAGCGUCAAAAUUAAAUAUUCUCCUAACCUGUAUACCUUGUGAACUGUUUGCUUUGAAAAUUUAACUUUCAUUUUAGGAUCAAAAAGGACCACGAACUUUGUGACAGAAUUUAGCAUCACAAACAAAAAAUUUUCGCCUGAACUUUCAGACAAGACAUCACCGCUCUUUAAAACAGAAGCUGCUACCCUAGAAGGCGAGGUAAGAACAAGAUGCUAUGUUACAUUACUUCCCGUACGUUAUGUUGUAUAUGCUAAUGCUACCCAAUGUGUUUUUGUGACCAUAUGAAAUGUAAUGUAAUGCUUCGUCAACCUAUGUUAGUUAUCAUAGCUACACAGUUUGUGGAGAUUUUUAUUUACAUUUUUUUCAGAUGGAAGAGGCAUUACAAUUUUCAAAAUUAGGAAAAUUCUUUGUAGAUGCAGAAGUUGUUGAAUUUAGGUAUGUAUGUAUGUUUGUCAUAAUAUAAUGGGUGGCGGAAUGUAGUUCCAGACUUCAGAGGCUAUACAUAGCUUUAUUGCUGCAGCUCUGUUUCGUAUGGCCUACGUUCUACCCAUACACCUCCUUUAAACCAAAGACUUACAUUUGUGUUUCCACUGAUCUCCCAUAAACUUUCCUCUUAGAGAAGGGAGUGUUGUCACGAGCAUGCUUAUCAAAGUAGACAUGCAGGCCCAAGUUGAUCAUCAGAGCCUUUUAAACAUCAUGCAAGACACUCUGAGCAAAGGAUCAUUGGUAGGAUAUCAAGUAAAUUCAAGUUCAGUUGUUCUAAAAGGUGAAUUCUUGGCUCAUAAAUUAGUAACUGAAAACGUAAUGAUUAUUCAUAAUCAAAACGACUAGGUCGUCAUUUUGCAUGUAUUGUUUGCUACACUAUUUUUUUCGCUUAAUUAGCUAAGGUGCUGCCACCUAAAAAGGACAUCAGAAAAGAGUAUCAUUUCACUGUUGUCUUUUUCCCACUGGCAUAUUUUCGUAUCCUCUGCCUUUGUUAUUUUUUAUUUGUUAAAAGUUUCCUUUUGUGUGUGUGUGCUUUUUUAACAGACUAUGAUGAAUAUAACGAUACGAAGCUGAAUAAAUGUCACGAGAAAGCAAAAUGUACCAACACCAAGGGUUCGUGCAAUUGCACCUGUAUCGAUGGUUACGUUGGAGAUGGCACUCUUUGUCAAGGUAUGGUCGCUAUUUUGUUGUUUGCUUCGCUGAUCGUCACUAUGUGGUGUUUGCUAUGGGGGAGAGGGGUGAAGAGAGCCGAGAACCAAUGGUAAGAGUAAAUAUUAAUAAAAAGGAGCUGUGUCAUAAAAUUUGCAAAAUUCAAACAGUGGUAACCGUUACCAAACUGAGUGAACCAUAAAAAUAACUGCUCAAAAUAUGAAAAGAAGGUAUAACUAACACAGCUCACAAAAAGGAGAAACGGAUGGGUGGAUGUUUCAUGUUGCCUCCUUUUGCACACCUUGUUGCAUGUUGUUGUAUGUUGUUGCUUGUUGUUGCAUGUUGUUGCGUGUUGUUGCAUGUUGUUGCGUGUUGUUGCGUGUUGUUGCGUGUUGUUGCAUGUUGUUGCGUGUUGUUGCGUGUUGUUGCGUGUUAUUGCAUAUUGUUGCAUGUUGUUGCAUGUUGUUGGAUGUUGUUGCGCAAAGUUUGAAACUGGUCAAACUUUUAGCACCGUGCAAACGGGUGCAACAUUGUUGGCCAACAAGUCCUAGCGUUGUUGGGAGCUGUUGCGUCCGUUUGCACGUAACUUGAAACAGCUCGAACACGAAGUCACGAAGUGACGUUUUUGUAGCCGCCGCCGUCAUUUUUGCUUAAUCUCCCUAUUGAUAACAAAAUGAACUUUACAAACGGGACUUUACUUUUUUUAUGUCUUUUAUAGGCUCAAACACAAUUUCUCUUUCGUGUCUUUCUUGUUUUUUAGCUCCACCCUCCAUUGAUUACACUGAUCCACCAUUAGAAUCCGCUACUAAGGAAAACGUGACUCUCACAUGUCACGCAAGUGGUCUUCCUGAACCGACUUUCACGUGGAUAACCCCUGAUGGAACUCUAGUUAACGCCACAGCACCGGUUCGCAAGGUCGCGGAAAAACUUGACGACGACAGUGAAGUAUUUACUGGGAAAGAGCUCCAAGAGGAUGGCUCCCUUUUAGUUUACUACACUCGUGUCAAUGACCAAGGCGUCUAUAAGUGUGUCGCGACCAACGUUUUGGGACAAGCAGUAGGAAAUGUCAGUCUGAGCGUAAGAGAAGGUAAAGUUCUCUUUUGUUUGCGUCUGUGGGGAGCGAAACGUAUAAUGUGACAAAUUUAACUUUUAUCCUUGGCCAAUAAUAUGUAUAUAUAAAUCCAUUCACCAUUGGCACAUCUCCCAUAAUACACCAUGUUUGCCCCCCAAACUUUUGUUUAUAUUUCUCCUGGGUAUUACAUUACAGUCGUCUCAAGAAAAAUUAAAGACAAUGGUUAUGCAAAAUUUUGGGGGGCAACCAAGGUGUAUUGUUGAGCGUUGUUACUCACGUGGCCAGUAUCUAUGCAAAUUUAUGGGAACGUAAGAAAGCGUUUACAUAAGAAAAGAGGUCAACUCCCACAGGACUGGUCUGCAACACCAACAUGGCCGCCGUGUUAUUGUUUUGGAACACCGAUAUGGCCGUUGUGAUGGAAAUUUUUUGCCAACAGUGUGUGCUCUUAUUGGUUACUUCGAGUUCACAUGACAUCUAACAGUGACGCUGUUUCCCGCCAAAAUCUCGGAGCUGGCAACAUUGCAAAAUCUAUGCCGUCAGAGGGUAACAGCUGUUACCCGCGAAUGUUGACCGCUCGCGAGAUUUAUUUUCAUAAAUUUGUACACGAAGAAGUUAUUCUUCGUGGGCUGUAUAACAAAUCAUUCUAAGACCUCGGAUGUACAUGAUAAUGCAUGAUUCUAUUAUGUCUCAAAUGAAAUAAUUCUUAAACACAUACGAAGAAUUAUAUCGAACACGAGAAGCAGCUUUCCAUUUCUCAUCAAACACAUAAAAGAGAAACAUCGAACAAACACGUCGUCUUGUAAAAUUUUCUGAAGUAUUUUUCACUCUGAGAAAUAAUGUUUAUUUCACCAUUUCAUCUCCAGACAUUGUGGAAGUAAGUGCUGUCGUUACUCUUGAAGAAAAAGUAUUUGAUGAGGAACUGGAGAAUAAGACUUCUCCCAAAUAUCAAGAACUGGAGAGAAACGUCAAACAUGAGGUGCAGAAUUGAAAACUACUUUAUUUCUUAGUGUCGCUCCAUGUGAGGUAUAAUCCAAGACAGUCUUGUAUUAUGGAUACCUCGUUGUGGAUUCUGGACUAUAGGUAGUGGAUUCCGGAUUAUAGGUAGUGGAUUCCGGAUUAUAGUAGUGGAUUCCGGAUUAUAGCUAGUGGAUUCCGGACUCCGGACUAUAGGUAGUGGAUUCCAGACUAUUGGUAGUGGAUUCCGGAUUAUAGGUAGGGGAUUCCGGACUAUAGGUAGUAGAAUCCGGACUAUAUGUAGUGGAUUCCAGAUUCCUGGUAAGUGCAACUUGGACUCCGGAUUACAAUAAUUAGCGGGAUUUCGGAUUCCUUGAGCUGAAUUCCCAGUUCUGGAUUCCACAAGCAAAAUUUGCAGGAUUGUGAAAUCCUGAUUACUUUACAGGAUGGGGACUCAGUUACCUGUAUUCAAGCCUCUUUUUACUGUACUGUACGGUAAUUACCUUUGGUGUAUUUGUUUCUUUAGUAAGUUGUUCUCUUUCUUUGCAGCUCACCGUUUUGUUUCAAAAUAUUACAGGAUUUCUAAGAGUUGACAUCCUUGGCUUUUAGUAAGUAAAUCUGAUUGGUGUCUUUUAGAUUUAACACUGACGUACAACGUGGGAGGGGGGUGGCGCACAAGGGGCGGGGGAAAGGUUGUCUUCCACCCAUUACCCCCCCCCCCCCCCUCCUGCUGUCCUAUGGAUUUUGCUUUGUUAUGAUAUGAAUGGAGAGCUCCACUUAGAAAAAGGUUAAAAACCCAUAUUCAGUAAAGUAAAGUAGAAUAUGAAAGUUUUUUUCUUGCUUGCGUUUUACAGUGUUCCAAAAGUUAACAUUUUGCUGUUGUUGCUACUACUAAAAAGGCUACAAACUCGUAUUUUUUGCUACUAAAUGACUCUACCUCAUUCAGGCGUCCUAUCUCCUAAUCAACACAACCGACUGUCACAAAAUUUUUCUAUAACUUUAAUAGCUAUCGAGGAGAAGAGGUUCCGACUCAGCAAAAUCCGAUAAAAACCUUUAGUGUCUUUUUUCUUUCAGCAACGGCAGCGUUAAAGUACGUUUUCGAGUGGUUGUGAAGGUGGACAAGCAAGAGGAAAAACCCGCUGAAGUGGUAACUAAAGUUGGGGAAACUCUCCGAGAUAAUGUAGAAAAAGGUCAAAUCGGAAGCCUUAAAGUGAAGAAAACUUUGGAAAUGGAAGGUAUUGUGUUCGUUCUUUUCUUCUGUUCCCUAACUAGCCUUCUAUUAUGACCUAAUUAACAAUUAGCGGAUAACACCCUCCGAGAUCUCCAUAAUUCUUCAUAUGAUACGAAAGCUAAGUCGAAUUCAAUAAUUGUUUUAAUUAUCCAUUCAAAAUAAUUCCUAGUUAAAAACAUAGCUGAAACAUGCUUACCUCCAUCGAUGUUAAGUUCAUCUUCGAUAAUGCACAGUUAGGAUUGUUGAGCCCCGCAAAUGUGCUCCAAAUAUCAGAUGUCGCCCUUCGAAUUGUCUUCUUGCUGUUCUUGUCCUGUUUUUAGCUAUUAUUUCGCCUAGUUCUUACUCUUGAAAUGAGUGCAAUGUCCGCCAGUUUUGUUUUCACAACCAAGACAACUCAACCUCGUCCCCAGGUCUUCUCGGUUAACGGUGCAUUAACCUGCAAGAAGGCUGCACUUUUGACGUCAUCGGUUCAUUAGACGCAAAAUUCUUCCAAAUUUGGUCAACAGUAGCUGGUUAUGGUGAAUUAUGCGUCUGCUUUGGGCCAAUCAGAAUCGGGGAAUUAUUUUGAGUGAAUAAUAAUUUCUGUUAACCAGUUACUUAGUUUUUUAAACAAAAUUGUACUGCUCCUGAGCCUGCAUCUCAGAAGUAAUUUAACCCCGGUUAGUAACGUCUGCAAAGCAGCACUGAUAUCCCUGUUCAGGGCCCUCAACGGUCUCAGCGAGCUACCGGAAAUACGUUUCAAAUUUCCCUUCAAUCUAAUUGGCAAAUCGACAAUGGCUUUUUAACAGGCCAAUCAUGGAGCUUACUCAAAUCCUAGUACACAGGUGGAGGCGCAGAACAAGGAUUUCAGCGAUGUUUCGCAGACAGACUUAACCAGAGUUAGUUUCGUUUGUGGCGCAGGCUACUGUGCCUCCUUAUCUUUGGUCAAUAUUAACUAAUAGAUGAUAGAUCUUUCCAAAAAUUGCAAGGUCUGUAUGUUGUUACUAUGUCCCUCCUUUUCAGGAUGUAUGUAUUUUACCUACCCCUCCCCUAAGGCAACAUUGACACUUACUUCUCACUGAGGGCAAAAUGUUGGCUUAGGGGAGGGGUAGGUGAACAUUUUCCCAGAAACGUAUAAUGAUCCUAUUUUUCUUCUUAUUGUUGACUUUGUAAAAGCAUCGUUGGGGUGGGGUGGUUGGGGGGGAGUGGGUAGCAAGAGGGCAGCAACAGUGGUGGGGUGGUUUGGGGGAGUGGGUAGCAAGAGGGGAGCAACAGUGGUGGGGUGAUUGGGGGAGUGGGUAGCAAGAGGGCAGCAACAGUGCUGGGGUGGUUUGGGGAGUGGGUAGCAAGAGGGCAGCAACGGUGGUGGGUUGGUUGGGGGAGUGGGUAGCAAGAGGGCAGAAUGUAUGUUAAAAGAGUGUAUAAUGUAUUAAUUUUACUAACGUCUGCAUAAUUAUUCUUUUAUUUUAGAAGUUCCUCCUCCUCCAGUUAACGUCCAGUACAGUGACGUCAAACUAACGGAGGCUCGUAUCACGUGGUCACAUCCUGAACUAUACGAAGAGUACGCCAUUAGUAGUUAUUCGCUGCAGUUUAAAAAGUUUGGAACAAAAACAUGGACACAGUUUGCAGACACUCGGGGAGAUAACCACAGGCUUACCAACCUUGAACAAGACACUCCUUACAUAGUGCGACUCAAAUCCGUAAACAAGUUUGGAAGAGGAGAUCCCAGCGAGACCUUGGAAUUACAAACAGAAAGUAAGAUCAGUGUGUUGUUGCUUUUACUGUCUUGAAUUAGAGGGUAGACUGCAAAGCAGUCAUUUUUUUCCUCUAUUUACAGUCUCACGUUCCAUUUUCACCAUCGCUUCAGGCCUUUCGUUAGACCGCUUGCACAUUCUUGACCUACACACAAAUACAGGCUGCAUUGCGAAUGCCUUGCAGUCAAAUAAAAUGGUUCAUAAUAUAAUGAGGAAUAAUGUAAAAGCAGGAACCGGUACAAAGUAGAAUGGCGAUGUUAUUUCGGAAGACAUCGCAGACAUAACGUUUGUAUGUGAGGUGAAGAAGGGAUGGCUAAAAGCGGGGACAUUCACAAACGUCAGAUUUCUCAAAUUCGUUGGCACUGUUUGAUGUCUUCUGGUCUCUGUUUUACCAGGGUUCUUUGUAGGGUAUUUGAGGAGUAAAAGCUUCCCCCCCCCCCCCCCCCCCCAAAAAAAUAUAUAUAUAUUGUUAUCAUAACAGUGCAUAAGCAACUAUAUCGGAAAAAUCAUUCAGACGCGACGACUAGGUCAGUGCACAUGAACUAAGUAUUCCCUGUCUAAGGACACCAUGCGACAAGGAACAUGGAGUAUUAUUAUUUUGAAAUAAAAUAACACUGUAACAUUUCUCAAAAUUGUGUCUCAAAAUGCACCAGAUUGCAUGUCAGCGCAUGUUCAGUUAAAAAAAUUUACGGGGCGGGGGGCAUGCUUACAGACCCCCCUAGGAAGCACGUGGCGUUCGGUCCCUUGGGACUUCUCCCCCAGAACGAUAAAUCCUGAAUAGAACCCUGUUUACUCGUGAGUGUAGUGCAGUGAUCAAUGCCCUUCUUUGUAAAAAGAACCAGCCGCGAGCCUUAGGCUCGAUCCAACCUGGACCGUAUUGAAAACGGUGGCGUAUAAGGCUUAGUGGCGGCAACAAGGUAAGAAACCGCCCCUAAACUAGACUAUUACAGAACAAAUGCCACUGACGUCACAUUUUAUUUUAACAUUUCAGAGGAAAAAAAGACAAGUGGAUCAGAGAUUGCAUUAGCCAUUGUUCUUCCCAUCCUGUUCUUGAUCUUACUAGCGAUUGCAGGAGUGUUUGUUUACAGGAGGUGGAAAAAGAAAAAACUGGGCAAAACUCCGGACCAUGGAGUACCUUUGCACCCGCUUGUGCCUGAGUCGGUGAGGCAGUAGGAAAAUUAAAAACUCGGGCUUAUUUGAUAAGUAAAAAAAACUAAAAGGGUUUCCUUUAUAAACUCAGGCGUUUUGAAAGGUGGGAAAUAUUUCUAAGGAAUCUUCUUUUCAAAGAAACAGUUUUUUUGCCGGCCAUUGUUUGUUUUUUACGGAUAUAAUUAUGACCAAAUAAUAGCCUCAACAGGUUUGGGUGUUUAAAAUAUCUACCCAUCAUCUUUUGAUUUGAAACUUUGAGCAACACGUAAGGAGAUCGAAGGGCGUAGAAAGAAAACUACUACUCUAUAUUCUCCAACUUGUAGAAGCUACUAGCAGUUACACGUUCAGUGCCAUAUAGCUGCGGGCAGGCUGCUGUUGACUCAUGGGAUGUAAGUGGUGGGUUCGGGAGAGAAAAGAAUUGUGAGCUUCACCAGUGGAAGAACUAGUGCGUUUGAACUGGAUUUUAAAACAAACAAACAAACACAGUGGAAGAACCCCUAACGGACUCUCUCGUAGGUGAACAGCUCAACUCUAAUCAUAACGGAUAACGACCGCCUUCACAAAACCCCGUGUUUCGCAACUCCCGUACAAACCUUUUGUUUUUACAUCCCGUAAGCGGUUAGCUCCGGUUUCGGACACCUUUUUUGCGUCCCGAGGUUGUCCGCUCACGAGAGCUGCCUCUGAAAUGGGCUCGAAGCCUAAAAAAACAGAAAAUUUACAGGAAUUUAAAACGCCCGGAUGACUGGUGCCGAGUUUGAAGAUUCCCGCGUCUUCAGGCGCUUCUGUUGCCGUUUCUCGCCUCAGAGAAAUAUUCCGCGGACAAGAGCGUUGUUAAUAAAGUGACCAGCUCUGUUGAAAUGCUAAGGACAGGAAAAUUUAAGGUGUAGAGUUUGCUUAUGUGUUGUCUUUUCUUUAUUUGCACAGCCAAACCAAACCGAUGCGCCAGGGACGAUUACCUUUGGCACCAAUGACCGUUAUUACCCAGUCCCCGGCAUGGAACCAAAUGGCGCAAGCGCGGCGGCAAUUGGCGCCUCGUUCUCAUGGCGUGAAAUACCUCGUGAUCGACUAAUACUUGGGAAAGUUCUUGGAGAAGGCGAGUUUGGAAUGGUUGUAAAGGGAGAGCUGACAGAAGAUGACGGCCGUACCAUACCAUGCGCUGUCAAACAGCUGAAACGUAAGUCAACUCUUUGGCACUUGUGAUGGUAAUGUCGCUAAUAGGGAGUUUAAGGCUGUGCUAACGCUAUACCGGAUAGAUUUUGCGCCUGUUCGCACCGAAGAACGUUGAUUUCUGUGCGACUUUAGGUGCCCGAGAUGUAACUAUGUACAUAGUUACUCCAUUUCGCCCUAUAUCAUUCAGACGUUAUUUUGAAACAUGAGCUUAGCGGCGAGUACAAACAAGUCGACUGCACUGCCCCAGAACAAAAACGAUGUGCACACAGGGACCCGGUGCCCACUUUUGUGCCCGAGUACACGGUCGAAUUCUAGCGCGGGUACUUGAAAAAAGGGUGUGUUCACAUUAGUGCCCAGCAAGUACGGUAAUCGGGCACCGUGUCCGGGCGAUAAGUGUGAACGCCGCCUCUGAAACCUAAGAUAUUUUCUCUAAUAAGUUUAGUCGUGGAAAGGGUUUUAGUACAAGCGUCACUAUAAAUAUAUUUAGCAAUUAAUGAAUGAGGCUUUUGUAGGAUAUGAAGAAUUAAGCAGAUCGAGGAGGAUGUCCUCCACAGAGGCUGAAGGCCGAGGUGGAUAACACCCUCCGAGAUCUGCUUAAUUCUUCAUAUCCUACAAAAGCCGAAUUCAUUAAUUGCUUCGUUAUUCAUUCAAAAUAAUUCCUAGUGUAAAAACAUAGCUAAAACAUGCUUACCUGCAUCGAUGUUAAGUUUAUCUUCGAUAGUGUUCGAUUAGGUUUGUCCAGCGCUGCAAAUAUUCACCAAAUAGCAGAUGUCGCCCUCCGAGUUGUCUUCUUCCUGUUUUUGCUAUGUUUUUAGCCAUUAUUUCACCUAGUUCCAGCUGUAGUUCUUACUCUUGAAACGAGUGAAAUGUCCGCCAUCAUGAUACGAAAACAACUCAAGGUCUUCUCGGUUAACGGUGCAUUAACCUGUAGAAGGCUGCAUUUUUGACGUCAUUUUCUCGUUAAACACAAAAUUCUUCCAAAUUUGGUCAUCAGUAACUGGUUAUGGUGAAUUAUUCGUGUGCUUUCAGCCAAUCCGAAUUGGAGAAAUAUUUUGAAUGGAUAAUAAAUGUUAUUAACAAUUAACUUGUUCGGCAGGUGCUGCUACUGAAAGUGACUUCAAAGAUUUGCUGAACGAGCUGGAGAUUAUGAACUCCGUUGGAAAUCACCCAAAUUUGAUAAAUCUGAUCGGCGCAUGCUCAAAAGGUGGUGAGUUGAAGACUUACAUGUUGUGGUUUGGUUUCAUCCUUGAUUGAAAUGACCCUUCCUCCCCCGCCCCUUCUUAUUUGCAAUUUUAUACGCCGAUAUUAUAAAUUUAUUAUACCUAAAAACGAAUGAAAUAAAACAUUUGAGCGAAGAUUAAAACUGAACAAAAAUAGAACACUGAUCAAAACGUAUAAGAACUUUUAGCGCAUAGUAAUCUUUAGUUCUCGGUUUCUAGAAUCGGAAUUGGGCCAGUUUCUUGAAUUAAUCCUGACUUCACCUUAACGCUAACGUAAGGUAGGCAAAGGCGCACCCGAGCCAAGUGCGCUCACGGCCGGAGCCUAUCCCGGUCUCAUUAGCAUGACGCACCUAGGGGUAUUGCUAAUCUCCCCUGGACGGGAUGCUAGUCCAUCGCAGGGUUACCACCCAGCAGUAUGUCACCGGUACCCAUUUAUACACCUGGGUGAAGAGAGAGAAAGUGGAGUAAAGUUCCUUGUCUAAGGAAACAACGCGACGGGCGAGGCUUGAACCCCGGACCUCCAGAUCCGGCGUUCGAGGUCUUAACCAUUCGGCCACACACGCCUCCACUUAACGCUAACGUAGGACGUUUUAACACAUAGGGCCUUUGAUGAUCCUGGUGGAAUUUGCAGAAAAUGGAAACCUUCUGAAGUACCUUCGUGAUCACAGACAACAAAAUUAUGAUGACAUGAACCAGUACAGCCUAGACAUCAGCUCUUCUCAAAGACUCAGGAUAGCCUGUGAUGUGGCUAAUGGUAUGACGCAUCUCGCAGCAAUGAAGGUAACGCAUUAUAAAAGAAUAAUGAGAAGAAGCUCUCAUGAUAUUAAGAUAGACUAUAGAGCGUUUUCACAUAACGUCACGGCGGCCAUAUUGGUGUCCCUAAACAAUAAAACGGCGGCCAUGUUGGUGUCCCAAACAAAUCCUGUGUGAGUUGAACUCUUUUCUUGUGUAAACGCUUUGUUUUAUCCAAUAAAUUUCCAUACAUACUGGCCACGUAAGAGAAAACGCUCUAUAAGGGUAAGAUAAUUUACUUAUUUAUUUACUUGUUUAUUUAUGAAAUCUAGUAAGAUAGGAAGUGUUAAGAUUAUGCAGAUUGGGUAAUUAACAACGUAUCUCUGACGUUUUUUUUUUCUACCCUACCCCCUCCCCCAUCCAGACCCUCUUUCCGUUACGCGAGCAUAGCUCAACCAACAACGUGUCCAUCGGACUGUGCCAUUGUGAAAGAGUAAGGUAAAAUUUAUAGAAGUUUGGUUAAAGUAGGUUUUUUUCCCUGAUUCACUGCAUGGAUACAAUUUGGGGUCCGCAAAUAUAGUCAUAAUUAAUUUGCUGAUUCGGCAAUGGACCAUUCGAUCGUUUUAUCGACUUGUUAUUUGUUUAUCUGCUUCUUUGCACCCCUCAAAUGAUCAGUUGAAAUGUCCUCUAUAUUUUAGUGUGCUCACAGAGACUUGGCCGCAAGAAAUGUACUUCUCGGAGAAGGACUGGUUGCAAAAGUGUCCGACUUUGGCCUGUCACGUGAUAUCUACACGGACGACGUUUACGAGAAGAAGACUGGUGUAAGUUGUUACAUUCCGAAAUCUAGUUUUACAUGCCGGCCACACAAAAUGUUCAAAUCUUAUUAAUAAGUGUUUCUUUUGAUCGAUGUAAUCAUUCCAUACAAAUCUUCGUUUCAUGGGCCAGAAAAGGUUUGGGGAGGGCAAAUCAACCCUGGAGCCGAAAGAUAUCCAGAAUGGAUUUAAAAUGAAACUGUGUCAGUGGUUUAUUGUUUGAAAAAAAACUUAAAGCUGAAAAAAAGUUAUGCAAUGUAAUAGACACUGAUUUUCGCGACUGUAGUUUAUAAUAUAUAUGUUGUUAUUUUUAUUUAGUUUAUUAUAGUUUUUUUUGUUUUUUCAGGGAAAACUUCCAGCUAAGUGGAUGGCAGUUGAAGCCCUGCAGCAAGGCAUUUAUACCAGCCAAAGUGACGUGUAAGUGUACUAGUACUCUUGGCUGAUCCCUAGGCUGACUGACUGACUUACUUAGACUGAUACAAAGACAAAAAGACAGACGAACAAGUUGAGUCUUUACAUUGUCGCAAACAGUCAUCACAGAGCCAGCAAUUACGUCACGACGACCAUAUUGGUGACAAAACAAUGAAACGGCGCCCAUGUUGGUGUACUAAAAUACCUUGUAGGGAUUGAACUCUUUUCUCGUGUAACAACGUUCAAAUUGACAUAGCUGUUGACAACGUGAGUGAAAGUGAAAAAUUAUUCAUUAUUUUUUCCUGAAAACUAUUCCUUUAUGUUCAAUUUUUUAGGUGGUCUUAUGGUGUUCUCCUUUGGGAAAUCGAAACUGGAGGUGAGACUGGGGAGUCUGUCAUUUGGGGUUAGCGCGUGAGACUGGGUCGGGCUUUGUGUCGAAUUGCACUAUGGGUCUUAUUCGUUCUCGUCCCCAGAGUUCCCCAGAGCCUCCUGUUCCCUUAGCCGGCGAACGCUGAGCACGAGGACCAGGAUGGGUCUGUUUUGGAGACGCCAGCGCUUCUUUUAUUGACUAUUAUGAAGUUGUGGAGGAAACUGGGUAAAAAUUCAUCACCCAGAACAGUGGAAUUUAACACAACAUCUACCCAUCUCUAGGACAACUUCAAAAUGGCCAAUGAAUUCACAACAUUGCUGCUUUAAAAGCAUACAUGACACGACUUCUGUCAUUGUUAGUUCGCACUGAUACACGUAAAGAACGACAACUUGCCAGUGUCUUUAGUUCUUCCUCAAAAGGUGCUUUUCAUUAUGCCAAGAUUUUCGUUAGUUUCGGUCAAAUCAUAAAUGGUUCGUAUCCUUCGUUGAUUAGAAAGUCGUUAUUAUAUAUCAGCGGUAUUUACACGUUUAACUAUCAUUGCGUAAUUCUCUUUAGGUUGUGCUCCGUAUGCAGGGAUGGUUGUAAGCGAGUUGCUGUCCAAAAUUAAGGCUGGAAGUCGACUGGAGAAGCCUCGUUACAGCAGUGAUUGGAUGUAAGAAACCACUGAAGUUGUCGCGUUUUUCCCUACGAUUUGAUAUCGCCUCCGAUGGUCUUUGACUUUGCAAGUUAACAGGGGGAAAGUGACAGGAGGUCUUAUCUUAUGAGCUUCGCCAGAUAUGGUGUGCACACCACAAAAGCUCGCACUGAUUGCUAAGGCGAGGUCAAAUAAGGCGAAAGCGCGCGGAAGAUACUUAACACGACCUCCAUUGCUAAAUUUGCCACUGUGCCAUUGGUCGACGAUCUUUAAAUCUGCGCGUCCCAUCGCCAUCCUCUUCAUGUUGUCUUUGCUAAUCUGUUUGGUUAGCCUAUUGUGUGCCCGAAACAGUCUCUUUCCUAAAAAGCCAAUUAGAGAAUAGACGCGCCUUAUUAUUCUUCACUAAUAAAUUAUUGACUGUAUUAAUCAAUCACGACUGUAAACGUUAAUGAUAUGUGGACCGAUCCAGAAUGGUUUAUUCACCAACUGGAAGGUCGGAUUUGUUUUUGAUCCUCGGCCGCACGAUCUGCAACUUCUUGUUCUUAAGCUUUUCUACUAUGUAUUCUAGUUCCUUAUGGAGAACUGAUACCAUCGUCUUUGCUAAAUUAAAUAAGCCCCCCCCUUCAAACAAGCCCCCCAUCACUAUUUAGCCCCUCUCCCCCUCAUAUGUGUUUGAAAUAAAUUAGCCCCCGGAGAGCUUAACAGAGAUGAAUUGUACUUUGAAAUGUUGUAAGGUCGUAUUUCAGAAUAAAGUAGAUUGUCUCUAAGCGUUUCCUUUCUCCCCGUCUAAGCCCCCUCCCCUUUUUCUAUCGCCCUUCCUUUCUAUUGACAUGCCAGCGCUCGAAUUCCGCACCAUUACAUAGCAAAAAGUCCAACGGCCUGUUUACAAGGAGGUGGGGGACCCCAGGUAGGUGGGGUAACCCGGCCUGUCCAUGUAAUCCCUCACUUUAAUUUGAUCCUGUUUACAUGAUAGGUGGGGUGAUCAAAAGGGCAGGCGGGUUACCCCACCUAAGCGGGUUACCUCACCUACCUGGGGUUCCCCACCUCAGUGUAAACAGGCCCUAACAAAGACUUGUUUACCUCUGAAGGUACACUGUAAUGCUACGCUGUUGGGAUGCCAAUCCAAAGAAAAGGCCAACAUUUGAAGAGCUAAGUGACGAGCUGAACCGAAUGUACAAGCAAGAAACUGUAAGUCAAAAAGCAAGCUUUGCCAAAUAAAUAUCAAAAAAUCAAUAGUAAGAACCAAUAAUAGUAAAAACAAAAUAGGCUAUUUUCGAAAGCUAUGUUAGGGUGAGUUUGAUUUGAAUGAGAAUAGAAAAUUGUUUUCAUAUAUUUCAUAUUAUUUUCAUUAUUUUCAUAAAUGUGGCUUUCAUAUCACGUUCAUAUCACCCCAGAGAACUGUUUCUUUCAUAUGUCGUCCUUUCACGUGCAUAAUUAUUUAUAUUAUUUAUUCAUACAUAAAUGAAAUCCCUUGAGAAUAUCAAGUGAUCUUAUUUGGGAAAACAAACUCUCCGUAGAAAAGAGCGUUAUUACUCAGGUGGCCAGCAAUUUUACUGGAACAAAAGAAAGCGUUUACACAAGAAAAGAGUGCAACUCCUCCAGGAUUGGUUUAGAAAACCACCAUGUCAUUGUUUUUGAUGCCAUGUGAAAACGCUCUGCUGUUUUGGUACACUUACGUGGCUCUUACAUUUCUCUUUAGUUAACUCUAGAAGUGAUAAUAAUUAUUAGUAUAAAAUAUUUCAUAUUUAUAUAUACACUGUUUUACAGGACUAUCUGGCUCCUGAAGAGUUCAGACUGGAACCAGAUUACUUAAACACUUCGGUGGAAAAUGUCUCUUCUGCUUAAAGUCAGCACUGGGGCCCAUGAGCAAACGGAGCUUUGUGUGAAAGCCUCAUUAUAUCCAUGGAACAAGAAAUACUUGUACCAUAUUUGAAUUGAUUUUAUUGUUUUUCCUUUUUGUUAGAUAAAUCUUUCAUUGUCACACUAUCGAAAAGCAAACCGAAUCAAUGAUGUCUGCAUCCUUUGGUUCGAUCUGAUUUUGAUAAGGACAAUGGAUAAACAGUAUUGCUAAAAUUUUGCUUGAUUGCUAAAUAUUUUCUCUCUAGAAGGCGGCAGUAUAGAGUGUUUUCACUCACGUGGCCAGCAUCUAUGCAAAUUUAUUGGAACAAAAGAAGCGUUUGCAUAAGGAAAGAGUUCAAUUCCCAGAGGAUUGGUUUGGGACACCAACAUGGCCGCCGUUUCAUUGUUUUGGGACACCAAUAUGGCCGUCGUGACGUCAUGUGAAAACACUCUAUAGACCUAUUCGGCUAACUAACUGUUGUAUCCAAUUCAAACCCUUUAGGGAUAAAACGUUUUGUUUCAGAAAUUUCCAAGUCAUUUAAAUGUGAAUGCAACAUUAUGAUGCAAAUACAGUACACAAAGAAUCUUAACCCCGGGAGAUUUGAAUUGGGUACAACAUUGAGUUAGCCGAAUAGGUCUAUUCUCGUAAGAUGUACAGUAAUUAUAAAUUAUUGUUUUUUCUAGUCAAAUUAUAAGCGUAUUGGGACGGAGGAACGUUAAUAUGAGGAUUUACUGGUCAGAGCAUUUAAUGACAAAAAAAAUGGUUCAUCGACUUAGUUGGUAACCAUUCGCCACUUUAGAAACGAUAAGAAAACUGGGGCCGAGUUAACUUUCGCAAAGAUUUCUGGGAAAGAUAUUUGGACGGGGAAAUAAUUGGCUAAUAGCUGACCAGAGCGUCCCCUUAACGAUCCCAUAAACUAUCGGGGGACGUAUUUCGGCUCCAGUUUCCUUCUCGUUUCUAAAGUGGCGAAUUGCCUCCGUAAGAUUCAAAAGCCGACGUUUUGAGCGUCAGUGAACCCUACUGACUGCCAAAGGAGACCCAUGGCCCCGCCUCUUAAUGACAGCUCUGCAGUGGUGAAAAGAGAAUACGCGAACACACAGCGCUUAAUUGAAAGUUGUCUUUUGAAUCCUGCUUUAAUAGACCUCUUUAGCUUGUGUGUUUUGGUUUCCCAAUGUAGGGAUUGGCCCUUAUGCAUGUUCACCACCCAGCCUCGUUUUGAAAUUGUAAAGUUGCGAAGUUUUGCAUAAAUAAAUUCCCAUGGCAGAAGAGUUAAAUAGAAUAACCAAACACAACAAGUGCAAAUGCGAAGAAUUUUUCUUCCAGACUAGGCGCGGUGGUGAAAUUUGCUCGUAUGACGUAAUCAUGCAUAAGUGGCAUUCGGCCUUGGCUUCUUUCAUAACUGCCCAUAGAUAAUCACGUGAAGAAGACAAAAUUUGAGGGAAACAAUAUUCUUGAGAGUAUUAUCACGUGACCUACACUGGGAAAACAAAACAUACGAGCUAAAGAGGUGUAUUCUACAUCGAUGCAGUUUCACCAGAAAUCAAUUAACGCCUUUAUUAAAAAUGGAAUAUAUACGCAUAGGAAAGAGAUUCUUGUGGAUAAACCGUCUAAUACAGUGAAGGGGACCUCGAAACUAGGACAUUGUGUACGUAAGCUAGAAAAGUAAUUAUUUAAUUAAACUUUUUGGAAGA